UUGACGCAAUUUACUCAACUUCAAGGUGGCCACAAAUCCAGAGUUCCUGUGGUUGGUGUUUUAAUCGAAGGAGGUCAACACGCCUUCCGCAGAGUACUCGAUCUUCUUACUGGGGAGAAUCCAAUACCCGUUGUGAUCUGUGAUGGAUCAGGACGUGCUGCUGAUCUGCUUGCCUUCAUGUCACGAUAUGCCGAUUCCGAUGGCGAUUUGGUGCCGAAACUUCGUCGACAAGUGGUGGCCAAUAUUGAAAGAACAUUCCAGUUGAAUCGGUCAGAAGCGGAGAGCCUCUACUUGGAUAUGAAAGGUUGUAUGUGUCGUCGAGAUCUAUUGAGUGUCUUCCAAAUGGGUGAUGAGACUUCGAGUGAAAUUGAUCUCACAAUCCUAACGGCUCUUCUACAAGGUAAGUUGAAGUACUUUCACUUUCAUUUUUGUUAUCGGAAUUCGAUAAGAGGUAGAAAAUUGUGCGCAUACCCGUCCACUUGGAAAUGCGUCCAAAACGCGCGGUUGCAGUCAUUGGCAAACAGGCAUAUUGGAUCAUUUUUUUGCCAGAAAGUGUUGGCACUCCUCCGUAAAGGCGGCUAUAAGUAA
Rodentolepis nana is the source of this 588-nucleotide messenger RNA. Lineage: Eukaryota; Metazoa; Platyhelminthes; Cestoda; Cyclophyllidea; Hymenolepididae. The record is from the annotation of a GenBank genome assembly.